Molecule: messenger RNA, 3087 nt
Organism: Gavialis gangeticus (Gharial)
Lineage: Eukaryota; Metazoa; Chordata; Crocodylia; Gavialidae
Product: claudin-15-like
Exons: 5
Coding region: 2185-3015 (276 amino acids)
Biological process (GO): cell adhesion; bicellular tight junction assembly
Cellular component (GO): bicellular tight junction; plasma membrane
Molecular function (GO): structural molecule activity
Source: RefSeq, a predicted model, not a curated record
AGUGGGUGCUGCAGUGCUCAUGCUUACAUAAGCAGCAGCUCUUUUAAUCUAAGGGUGUCUGAGUCUACUCCAGUUGCUUCACUGCUGCUGUAGUAACAGAAGGUAUCACAAGCUAUUAUCCAGAACUAUUCUGCUGGCUGCUCAAAAUAGAAUACAUAACCUUGGAAGUGAUAUCAACUUCAUGCCUCUUCUGCAAUGGCUCUUGUAGUUGGAUCUCCCCCAGAUCCCUGGUAAGAUAUAAGCAGGAACCCUACCUCACCAUAUGCCCCACGUACCAGUAUCAAAAACAGUAGUUUUGACAGGAUGCUUGAAAACAGGUAUGAGUAGCUCUUAGGGAGAUGCAAUUCUCUUCUUUAGAAGGGUGGAAGGGGAGAUUGUCUCAGCUGCUCAGACCACAAGUUCAGGAAGUUGACCCUAGGGUACGUUAACCAGUCCCUGUUCAAGAGCUUGUGGCAUGGAGCUCUUAACCUGUUAGGUGCUUAAAGAGAUGAGAGUUCAAUUGGAGGCUAAAUAUUAACUUCCAGAUCAGUUAGAGCAUCUGGGAAAGCAAGAUGAAGUAAGGAACCUUGAUUAAAAUCUGUCCUAAAAAUUAAACCUCCUAAUAAAGAAGUAGGAACUGUUGAUUCAGAUUAAUUCAAUGUGCCAUUGUCACAUGGGAAGUAGUAGACUCUCAGGUAGACAGAUUCAAAGGCAGUGCAGAGGCAAAUUACCCUGAAGUUCUCCCAUUUCUAGGUAUCUUUUUUUGCUGCAAACAGCAAGGUCUUAUGGGAUGUAAGUAAUUCAGUAACGUUCUGGAAUGUGGUGAAUCUACUGUGCCACCAAUCUUAAAAUUGCAAGGACUCCCCAGAGGCGGAAGAGCAGAUUUCUACAAAAUCUUUCAGAGAAGUAAAAUUAUUACUGUGCUACCUUCCUAGAGCUUUAGCAGAUUAGGCAACACUUGAACAGGCACAUGUGAGUAUGGUCAGGACUGCCAACCCUGCUCUUAUAUAAGUCAAUGGCAACACUCUCAGAGAUUUCUGUGGGAGCUAAAGCAAGUACAAUGCUGUUCUGAUAUUCUUUGAAACUAAAACCCAGCCUUCUGAAAGGCAGGUACAAAAUGUCCAGGAAAUUUUUGAGGAGCAUAAAAAAAAAAGCGUUAAAAAGCAGAUGUACCCCAUAGAAGAAGAAUUUGUAUCCCUCUUGAUCAAUGAUUCCUUCAGGGGAUCAUACAUAAACUUUACACACCAUUGCUUUAUAACUGCAUUCUGUUGUGUUGCAUUGCUAUGUAAAUCUAGCUCAGCAUAAGAAUAUUUGUGAAGGUGUUGUGCUGCCUGUUCCAGGUGACGUAGAGGCAGAUUACCAUGAAUGAUUAACCCCAUUUAUAUUUGCAAAGCUAUUUAAGUUACUAAAGUUAGCAAAUACCAACAUAGCAUUUUUUGUUGAGCUGAAUUUCAGUAUGGUUAUACCCUGGAUUGCUGUAUCUCUAAAAUAAAUGAUACUUUGACAAACUGAUGUUUUCAGGAAAUUGAUAUUGCUAUUUAAAUAGCAAUAUCACUCAAUUUUUACUUCACAGGUAGUAACUUGUUUUGCAGUGAUUUCAUGACCUGUGCUUGGUAUCCAUGAGCCAUGUAAUGUCACACUCAGCUUUCAGCAUGAGUGGGACUCUGUUAUAUGGGAACACAUCGCCUUAACCAGGGAUCAAAAGUCUGUAAAAUAUUAAUGUUAACCAUUUAUCCACAAACUUAAUGUCUCUGGUAUAAUCUAGUCACCUGAGCUAAAAUACAUUCUAUGAUUGCCUUGCUUAUUUUUAUUAAUAUCACUAUAAAAGCAUACUAUUUUUUUAAGAAAAAGGUAAAGUUCCUUUUGUUAUGUUUUAACAGUCUAAUUUUGUCUUAAAGCAAAUAACAUAGCACAAAACCUGAUUUAUUUUUAAUCAGCAAUAAUAUUACCAAUAGUUAUAGCCUAGUGUAAAGUCUGUGAUUAAUUAAAAAAAAAAGAGAUUCUGUGAACAUCACAAAUAUUUACCAACAUUAUCACUCUAGCAAGCUGUUCUGUAAGAGACUUGGUUAGACUGUCUAACUUUGGAUGCACCAUGGGCUCAUUCUGCAACUUUUAAUCAGAAAAAAACUAUUAAACAUAAUUUUUUAGCUAAUGCAAUCAGUCUUUAUCAUAAACUGCUCCUAGUUAUUACUGCUGUGUUCUUAAAUGUUUAUCACUCUGUGGGUUGAGCAAAGAGCAAAGGUAGAUUCAUUUUGGAGUGAAACCAGAGAUAAAAUAGAAAGUACCCUUCUAAAGGGUGGAUUUUUCAUACACAUCACUUUAAUACUGAAACACACCUGUAUCAGGUUAAUAUUCACAAACAUGUCUGUUGCUUUGGAAAUUACUGGCUUUGUGUUGAGUUUGUUCGGGUGCCUGAUGGUGGGAUCAACUUUGUCACAUAAUUACUGGAAAACCUCCACCAUAUAUGGGAGUGUUAUUACAACCUCUACCUUGUAUGAAAACCUGUGGAAAAGCUGUGCAGAAGAUAGCACUGGAGUCACCAACUGCAGAGAGUUUGAUUCUAUGUUGGCAUUGCCUGCUUAUAUUCAGGCAUGCCGUGCUUUGAUGUUCACGUCCAUCGUUUUGGGUCUCACAUCUACUGUGCUAUCUUUGUUUGGUUUAAAAUGCACACAAGUUGGGACAAGCAAUGGAAGCACAAAAGCAAAGAUGGCUGUAAUAGGUGGAUCCAUGUUCAUUUUAGCAGGUCUCUGUUCCAUGAUUGCUGUUUCUUGGUAUGCUGCAAUGGUUACUGCUGAGUUUUUUGAUCCACUGUAUGGUGGAACCAAGUAUGAACUAGGAGAUGCACUGUAUUUAGGCUGGGCUGGUUCUGUUCUUUUUAUGCUUGGUGGGAUCUUCCUGACAUGUUCAUGCGAAAGCGGAAAAAAAGGAAAAUACAGCAAUGGCAAAUACGACUACUCGUUGGGCCAAACCACCCUUCCACAACGCAUUUACACCAAAGACUCUGAGACAGUUAUGACCGCCAAAGAUUAUGUCUGAACUCUUUUCCCUUUUUAAAGUUUUGUAAAGUUAGCAUUUUGUCAAAUCAAAUAAAAAAGUUUACUAUAUCCA